AUGAGAUUACGAUGUCUGGUGAAGCAACUGGAGAGAGGAGAGGCUUCCCUCACAGACCUCAAGAAGAACCUCGAGUAUGCCGCGUUGGUGCUGGAAUCCGUUUAUGUGGAGGAGACGAGGCGUUUGGUGGACACAGAGGAUGAGCUCAGUGACAUCCAGUCAGAGUCCGUGCCCUCCGAGGUCCGGGAUUGGCUGGCCUCCACCUUCACCCGGCAGAUGGGCCUGAUGCUGCGGCGCAAUGAGGAGAAACCUCGCUUCCGCAGCAUCGUCCACGCCGUGCAGGCUGGCAUAUUUGUUGAGAGGAUGUACAGACGCACCUCCAAUAUGGUGGGACUGAGCUACCCCCCUUCAGUCAUAUCUGUGCUUAAGCAUGUUGACAAGUGGUCGUUCGACGUGUUCGCUCUAAAUGAGGCCAGCGGAGAUCAUGCUCUUAAAUUCAUAUUCUACGAGUUGCUCACAAGAUACGACCUUAUUAACCAUUUCAAGAUCCCAAUCUCUGCGGUGGUGUCAUUCAUUGAGGCCCUAGAAGUGGGAUACAGCAAACAUAAAAACCCCUACCACAACCUGAUGCACGCUGCUGAUGUCACACAGACUGUGCACUACUUGCUACUCAAGACUGGCAUGGUGCAUUGGUUGACUGAGCUUGAGAUCUUUGCCAUGAUCUUUGCGGCGGCGGUGCACGACUACGAGCAUACGGGGACGACAAACAACUUCCACAUUCAGACGAG
Notothenia coriiceps (black rockcod) is the source of this 728-nucleotide messenger RNA. Its product is annotated as calcium/calmodulin-dependent 3',5'-cyclic nucleotide phosphodiesterase 1C-like. Lineage: Eukaryota; Metazoa; Chordata; Actinopteri; Perciformes; Nototheniidae. The annotation marks the transcript as partial. Gene Ontology annotation, molecular function: 3',5'-cyclic-nucleotide phosphodiesterase activity. Gene Ontology annotation, biological process: signal transduction. The transcript is spliced from 7 exons. The record is from RefSeq and is a predicted model, not a curated record.